Messenger RNA from Linnemannia hyalina, 504 nucleotides. The record is from the annotation of a GenBank genome assembly. Lineage: Eukaryota; Fungi; Mortierellomycota; Mortierellomycetes; Mortierellales; Mortierellaceae.
AUGACCGAACCAGUAUCCACCCAGUCCGUCGUCGAGGGCGAUGUUGUUUACCAGCUCGUCAAGGACAAGACAAAAGUCCCCGGCAAGGACUACCUCAUCGUCGAUGUCCGUGGCGAAGACCAUGUUGGCGGCCAUGUUACCGGAUCCUUGAACCUUCCUCUCCACGAACUUCCCGAGCGUCUUCCCGAGCUCCUCGAGGAACAUGCUGAUGUUCCCCAAUUGUAUUUUUAUUGUGGACAAUCUCACUUUCGAGGACCCCAAGGAGCUGCCGUCUGGGCCGAGGGACAAUCAGAAGAAUUGGCUGCCAAGCAACAAGUGUAUGUGUUGAAGGGCGGAUUUGUCAAAUGGCAAAAGAAGUAUAAGGAGGAUCACGAGUUGGUCGAAAAUUAUGAUGAGAGGCACUGGAAAGAGUGGGAGGCCAACAGUACCAACUACUGUACCAUGACCAUCACCAAUCCCAUUAAAUUGGGCUCCGAUGGUUCGAUGAAUGGUCUGACAAGGUAG